UGCCAGAAAAGAUAUAUUUGAGUUAAGCAAUUUAACUAAUAGUAAACUCUAAAUUAUAAAGGAAUAUAUAUUGUAAUUCGAGACAUGCGGGAAUAAACGUGUGUUAUUUAGGCUCUUUCAGAAGCAUUAACGCAUAGAUAUAGCAUUAACGAGGUUGUGAGCGCAUUGAUUGGGUGAGCAUUUUUUACUUGUGCUUGAUGAAAACUUGCUCUCUUUGAGCGUGAGUGAGUGUGAGACUCAGUGAGACUGUUGGACGAGGAAGCCGAUUGGUGGGUUCAUAAAGACGCGUAGGAAUAUCGACACUCUGCUAGAAACUGUCUAACAUCGGAGUGGCAGUUUCCUACCACCAAUACACAGGAACUUUACAGUACUCUAUCGCCGACCAUUGGUCCUCAAUUUACGGACCAAUCAUUGGGAAAUUGCCCACGAAAAUAUCCAAUUAACCUGCCAUGGAUCAGCUUGGCGAGGGCCAAGCGGUGAUGGUUGGAGGUGCAGGAGGCACGGUGCAAGUGGUGCAGAUGAAUCAAGCUGGACAGACAAUGAUGCUUCCUCAGACUAUUCAAGUCGCUGCUCCAAACGGACAAAUUCAAGUAGUUCCUGUUUCGAGUUUGGCAGGCACAGGGCAGCAGAUUGUCAUUCAGCAGCCGCAAACUCCACAAAUCAUUCAAACUCCGGAUGGGCAAACCUACAUUUACCAGCCCGUUCAAUUGGAAGGUCAAGUUCAACAAACCCAACAACCCACUGUUAUAAACAUCAAUGGGAAUUUAAUGCAAAUUGGAGGGUCGACAGCACAGACGGCAUCUUCAGCACCUACAACGACUCCAGUGCAACCUAUGUCGAGUCCAACUGCAACAACAACACAGGCAGGAAAUAUAGUCAUGAUGGUCCCUGGAAAUAGUAGUCAACCUCAGUUUCAAAGAGUCGCGUUGCCGAAUGCAGAAUUUUUGGAAGAAGAACCUCUCUACGUGAAUGCUAAACAAUAUAGGCGUAUUUUAAAGCGCAGACAAGCAAGAGCAAAAUUAGAGGCUGAAGGGAAGAUACCAAAAGAACGACCGAAAUACCUACAUGAAUCCAGACAUCGCCAUGCCAUGAAUAGAAUUCGAGGUGAAGGAGGACGAUUUCAUUCUGGACAAGUGAAAAAGAGAAAAAUGCAACGUCGCAGUCCUUGCCCAACGUAAUCAUUAGCAUCCGACUUAAAGUUAAGUUUCGAGUAAUGUGGCAAAAGUAUCACUGAACCAAAGUGAUGAAAACGACGGCGAAGAUGUUAUCCAUACAUGAAAUUUCGUGUGUAUUAUUAUCAGCAACCUUGUAAUCAGUGCAGAAAUUGCAGAAAUUGCAGAAAUUAAUCUGGCGCCGAGAGUGUAUAUAUAUACACAAAAAUAUGUACAUAUGUAUAUACGCAGGAGAAAUGUUGGUAGAGGGAUAUUAAAAUCACGUUUCACCAGCAGUGCUCUCUUUCGCUCUCUUUCUCUCUCUUUUUUUUAUUUAAAC
Molecule: messenger RNA, 1491 nt
Organism: Leptopilina heterotoma
Lineage: Eukaryota; Metazoa; Arthropoda; Insecta; Hymenoptera; Figitidae
Gene: Nf-YA
Product: nuclear transcription factor Y subunit alpha
Exons: 6
Coding region: 450-1178 (242 amino acids)
Biological process (GO): regulation of transcription by RNA polymerase II
Cellular component (GO): CCAAT-binding factor complex
Molecular function (GO): RNA polymerase II cis-regulatory region sequence-specific DNA binding; DNA-binding transcription factor activity, RNA polymerase II-specific
Source: RefSeq, a predicted model, not a curated record